Rhagoletis zephyria (snowberry fruit fly) is the source of this 1116-nucleotide messenger RNA. The record is from RefSeq and is a predicted model, not a curated record. Lineage: Eukaryota; Metazoa; Arthropoda; Insecta; Diptera; Tephritidae.
AUGGCCACGCCGAUCUCACACGAGAAAAAGUUCAGCAUGGGCCUCGCCGAGGAGAUAUUCAGCAUCGAGAACUGGGUGAUCACCACCCGACGCAGUCACAUUCUCAACUCAAAGUGCACCAGUCCGGCGGUGUGCGACGCAACUCGACUCAAGUAUCGCCCGGCUGAUCAGCCACCUUCAGCCGAGAAGGUGACAGCUGCCGAUGACGACACUUCCAAAGGUAGUGCUGCUCCUGCUGGUGGUGAUGAUCAGCAGCAGCCGGCGCAUUCUUCACUGCAACAGUUUGGCGGCGCCGAGCAUGGAACGCCGCGAAAGACGCUCGAGCAGGUGAAGCAACUUAAGGCGACCAUCUACGGUGAGCCGAAACUGUGCCUCUUCUGCAAGUUUGACCUGAUCCUCGAGAUGGCCCACUUUCCCGACAUGACCUACGCGCAGAACGUCCUCGAGCUGCGCCACCGACCAUCAGGACUGGUGGUGGAGUUCAACGUGCUCGACUCGCUCAUUCCCGUCAUCGUCAACUGCACCGGUCUGCCCACCGGCAUGAAGGUGUCACCCUCGGAAGCCUGGCUCCGGGCGCGACUCGACUGCGAGUACACGAAGAACGUCAUGAACGCCGACUUUGACUGGACAUUCACCACCGACUACGAGGGAUCCUACAGUUUAAGCAGCUCCACUUUGCCUGCCGCCUUCACCCAGCCGACCACGGAGCGCAUUGACAUUGAGAAGCUGAAGGUUCGCGACACGAUUCACUUCUACGAAGAGGUGGACCUCUUUGAGGACGAGCUGGCCGACCACGGCAUCGCCAAGUGCAAUGUGAAGAUCCGCGUCAUGCCGGACUCCUUUUUCGUCCUGCUGCGAUUCUUUCUGCGCGUGGACAACGUCUUUGUGCGCUUCCACGACACGCGAAUGUACCACGAGUUCGGGAAGCCGUACCUCCUCCGAGAGGUGACCCGCCGCGAGGCGCCCAUUCCGGAGCUGGCGCUGAAGGAGGACGAAGCGCCGCACCUGCUGGUGUCGCCUGCCGAGCUGUACAGCCACGUACCGGAGCUGUCGCUGCGGGUCGAGAAAAUCAUGCUAUCAGAAGGAGGCGCAGCAGCAGGAGGAAGUGACAAAUGA